Messenger RNA from Aspergillus uvarum CBS 121591, 1221 nucleotides. RefSeq names its product histone chaperone NAP1 (gene nap1). Gene Ontology annotation, molecular function: chromatin binding; histone binding. Gene Ontology annotation, biological process: nucleosome assembly. The coding region runs from base 1 to 1221 and encodes 406 amino acids. The transcript has 4 exons. Gene Ontology annotation, cellular component: nucleus; chromatin. The record is from RefSeq and is a predicted model, not a curated record. NCBI's taxonomy places the organism in Eukaryota, Fungi, Ascomycota, Eurotiomycetes, Eurotiales, Aspergillaceae.
AUGUCUGAACCCAUCAGGAACAAGAAAGCGGACAUUCCGAUCGCGCCGACACCUCAAAACACUCCAGCUAAUAACGCCCCGAUCUCUUCUCAUGCCCAGCAACCUGGAAUUGCCAGCAUUAAAGAAGAGUCCCUUGACCAUGCUACGGCCGCUUCCCUUUUCGCACGCAAUCCGGGUCUAGUCUCCAUGAUUCAAGGGAAACUGGGAUCUCUUGUCGGCCGCUCUUCAGGCUACAUCGAGUCUCUACCCGUAUCGGUUCGCCGGCGAGUUGCUGGACUGAAGGGUAUUCAGAAGGAGCAUGCCAAGCUGGAGGCUCAGUUCCAGGAAGAAGUGUUGGAACUCGAGAAGAAGUAUUUUGCGAAAUUCACUCCUCUUUACCAGAGACGUGCCACAAUAGUUAAUGGUGAGACGGAGCCCACUGACUCGGAGGUUGCAAAUGGCCGCGAAGAGGAGGAUGACGCCGAGGUCGAAGGCGAAGCUAGCAAAGAUGAAGCCAAUGAUUCAACGACAGCUGGAAUCCCUGAGUUCUGGCUAUCGGCUAUGAAGAAUCAAAUUUCCCUUGCGGACAUGAUCACUGAACGCGACGAAGAUGCCCUGAAGUAUCUUACCGACAUCCGGAUGGAGUAUCUUGAUCGCCCUGGAUUCCGUCUUAUCUUCGAGUUUACCGAGAACCCCUUCUUUUCUAACCAAUCCAUCUCGAAAACCUAUUACUACAAGGAAGAGAACGGCUACGGAGGUGACUUCAUUUAUGAUCAUGCGGAAGGCACCAAGAUCGACUGGAAAGCGGACAAGGAUCUUACCGUACGGAUCGAGAGCAAGAAACAGAGAAACAAGAAUACCAAACAAACCCGCGUUGUCAAGAUAACUGUUCCCACGGAGUCUUUCUUCAAUUUCUUCUCACCCCCACAGCCCCCCACCGAUGAUGAUGAUACUGUCGCCACUGAUAUCGAGGAGCGUCUCGAACUUGACUAUCAGCUUGGAGAAGAUAUCAAGGAAAAACUGAUCCCCAGAGCAAUUGAUUGGUUCACUGGGGAGGCUCUCCAAUUCGAGGAACUAGGUGACGACAUGGACGAGGAUGAAUUUGAUUUGGAGGAUGAUGAAGACGAUGAAGACGAUGACGAUGACGAUGACCGCGAAACUGACCGUGAUGUCGAUGAGGACUCAGAUGAAGAGGUAUGCGCUCGUUCUGAUCAUUUACCAUUAAUCAUGUUCAUAUGCUGA